AUGCCCGCUGAAAUUGAUAUUGAUGAAGCUGACGUAUUAGUUUUAUCCCAAGAGUUACAAAAGACAAGUAAACUCACUUUCGAAAUCAAUAAAUCUUUGAAAAAAAUUGCAGCCACAUCCAAUCAAUCCAGCCAACUUUUUACUCCUAUUCUUGCUAGAAACAAUGUCUUGACCACGUUACAAAGGAACAUUGAAAGUACUUUGAAUUCAGUUGCCUCAGUGAAGGAUCUAGCCAAUGAAGCUUCUAAAUAUGAAAUUAUUUUGCAAAAGGGUAUCAAUCAAGUCGGGUUAAAGCAAUAUACCCAGGUGGUACAUAAAUUGGACGACAUGUUAGAAGAUAUUCAGUCUGGACAAGCUAAUCGAGAAGAGAACUCGGAAUUCCACGGGAUUUUAACGCAUUUGGAGGAACUGAUCAAACGCAGCGAGGCCCAAUUAAGAGUGUAUUUUAUUUCAAUCUUGAACAGUAUCAAACCUUUUGACCCCCAGAUAAAUAUCACUAAAAAGAUGCCAUUCCCAUACUACGAAGACCAGCAGUUGAGCGCUCUAUCAUGGAUUUUAGACUAUUUCCAUGGAAGUUCAGAAAGUUCUACUAUACAAGACAUACUCGUCGGCGAAAGAAGUAAAUUGAUUCUUAAGUGCAUGGCAUUCCUUGAACCUUUUGCUAAAGAAAUUACCACUGCAAAAAAUGCACCCUAUGAAAAGGGUAGUAGCGGAAUGAACAGUUACACAGAGGCGUUAUUAGGCUUCAUCGCUAAUGAGAAAUCUCUGGUAGAUGAUUUAUACUCUCAAUAUACAGAAAAUAAACCUCAAGUUUUGUCGCAGAUUUUGUCGCCUUUAGUAAGGGCAUAUACUAAGCUCUUUAGUUCAAAUUUGAAGAUUGUACGAAGUAAUCUCGAGAACGUUGGAUUCUUUAGCUUUGAGUUAGUCGAAAGCAUAAAUGAUGUGAAAAAAUCCCUUCGAGGCAAAGAACUACAAAACUAUAAUUUAUUGCAGGAAUGUACCCAAGAAGUGCGUCAAGUAACACAAUCAUUAUUCAGAGACGCCAUUGAUAGGAUUAUCAAAAAGUCAAACUCUAUUUCUACUAUUCCCUCCAAUAAUGGUGUCACCGAAGCAACAGUAGAUACCAUGUCAAGACUAAGAAAGUUCAGCGAGUAUAAAAACGGAUGUCUAGGUGCCAUGGACAAUAUCACACGUGAAAAUUGGUUACCGUCCAGCUAUAAAGAGAAAGAAUACACUUUACAAAAUGAGGCAUUAAAUUGGGAAGAUCACAAUGUAUUAUUAUCGUGUUUUAUAAGUGAUUGCAUAGAUACGUUGGCGGUUAAUCUUGAGAGAAAGGCGCAAAUAGCACUGAUGCCUAACCAGGAGCCGGAUGUGGCUAAUCCUAAUAGUUCAAAAAACAAGCACAAGCAGCGUAUUGGAUUCUUCAUUCUAAUGAACUUGACACUUGUUGAGCAGAUUGUGGAAAAGUCUGAAUUAAACUUAAUGAUAGGUGGGGAAGGUCACUCUAGAUUGGAACGGCUGAAAAAACGCUAUGUUAGUUAUAUGGUAUCUGAUUGGAGGGACUUAACUGCAAAUUUGAUGGAUUCAGUGUUCAUUGAUAGUAGUGGAAAGAAGUCAAAAGACAAAGAACAAAUCAAAGAGAAAUUUAGAAAAUUCAAUGAAGGUUUUGAAGAUUUGGUAUCAAAAACAAAACAGUAUAAGCUUUCAGAUCCAUCAUUGAAAGUAACUUUGAAGUCAGAAAUAAUUUCGUUGGUUAUGCCCAUGUACGAAAGAUUCUACAGCAGAUAUAAGGACUCUUUCAAGAAUCCUAGAAAGCAUAUCAAAUAUACCCCUGACGAACUAACUACUGUUUUAAACCAAUUGGUUAGAUAG
This is a messenger RNA of Saccharomyces paradoxus, 1872 nucleotides long. It is a transcript of the gene EXO70, whose product is annotated as GTP-Rho binding exocyst subunit EXO70. Bases 1 to 1872 code for a protein of 623 amino acids. Gene Ontology annotation, biological process: exocytosis. The record is from RefSeq and is a predicted model, not a curated record. Lineage: Eukaryota; Fungi; Ascomycota; Saccharomycetes; Saccharomycetales; Saccharomycetaceae. Gene Ontology annotation, cellular component: exocyst. Gene Ontology annotation, molecular function: phosphatidylinositol-4,5-bisphosphate binding. The transcript has a single exon.